This is a messenger RNA of Aspergillus calidoustus, 990 nucleotides long. Lineage: Eukaryota; Fungi; Ascomycota; Eurotiomycetes; Eurotiales; Aspergillaceae. The record is from the annotation of a GenBank genome assembly.
AUGAACACAACCUUCCAAACCGCCCUAACAACCUUUGAAACCUCCCUCAACGCCCUAAUAACAAGCCUCACAACCUCCCCAACAGCCUCCGGCGCCCCCACCGCAGCGCUAAACCUGCUCUCCGCCGACGACUCGCUCACCACAACAAUCGACACGCUCAAGCAACACCAGGCAAACUACGCACGGAUCCUCGCUCUCCGCGCCGAGGCACAGAGCCUCGAGGAACGCGUCAAGGAUAUUGUCCGACUCGCUGUGCGGUAUGAGGCCGAUGUGAGGCGGGUCUGUGGGGAUGACGAGGACAGCGAGGAGGAGGAUGAAUAUGAUUCGGAGGAGUUGGACGGGGAUGAGGUGCGGGUUGGUGAGAGAUUGGAUGCGGUGCGGGCGAGGAGUAGGCGGAAGGAGGUUGAUUAUAAGCUUCUGCUCGACUUUGCGCGCCGGAUCAGCAAAUAUAACCACGAAGCCGCGGCCGAUGCAGCGGCGGCGGGCGCGACGCGCGCAAGACCAUCGAUUACAGGACCCGGCGCAGGCGGCGGCCAGGAUACAGAAAUGACCGGGAUGGGCGCCAACGGUGCGAGCCCCGACGCUGAACCCGUCGCGGCCGUGACGAAAGACGCGACAUCGUGGCUCGACGAGUCGGCAAACAUGACCCGACAGGCCUACAUGCUCCCGUACCCGAUGGAAGACCGGAUCCGGCUGGGGCUCAUGGGUCAGAUACAGCUUGCGGCGGCGGAGGGUCGGCCCGGGUUUGACGCGGAUAAUGAGGUUGAGAGGCUACUUCGCGAGGCGGAGGGGGUCGGCGUUGCGGAUGUCGUUGUGCCUGCGCAGACUGGGGAGGAGCCGACGCGUGUGAAUGAAGCCGCGAGGGCUGCGGUUCAUGCUGGGUCUGUGGCCGCGGGUAGUGGUGGAAUGGGAGGAGGGGCGGCACCGAAGCCGAAGCCGAAGGCGACGCUGGAUUUGGACUUGUAUGAUCCGGAUGAGGAUGACGACUAG